Molecule: messenger RNA, 1058 nt
Organism: Oryzias melastigma (Indian medaka)
Lineage: Eukaryota; Metazoa; Chordata; Actinopteri; Beloniformes; Adrianichthyidae
Product: type-2 ice-structuring protein
Exons: 6
Coding region: 223-702 (159 amino acids)
Molecular function (GO): signaling receptor activity
Source: RefSeq, a predicted model, not a curated record
UGUGGGGUAGAAGUCAGGAACCCAUCAGAACUCUGGACAGAGUUAGUUCUCCUGCAUAAGACCAUAGAAUCAACCGGUGACAGAACUGGUGUCCACGUCCAUCUCUUUGUGAAGUGGGAGUAGUGUAGUGAGGUUUGUUGGGAUGAGCUGCCCUUUGGUCUGUUGACCAACAUCCAUUCUGAAUACCUUCAUCCAGACGAGCUGCUGACAGAUCCGGACAUCAUGCAGACCUUUUUGGGGAGCAGGUGUUUCCUCUCAGUUCACAGGAGGACUACUCUCUGCUCCGAGAAGCAGGAGAAGAAAACUAUUCUCUGGCAGAUGCUGGCUGUCCUCGUUGUCGUUGGGGCUGUAGUAUCCGUGGUCCAAGCUGACGUAGAUGCCUUGACGUUAGGGAACAACAGCAGCGAAGAAGACCAUCCUCAACCACGAGCCCUCUCCUCCACUGAAGCUUGGAGCGACUUAGACGGACGAAGUUUCCUCUUUGUAAAAAAAAACCUAACUUGGAUUGAAGCAGAGAAGAACUGUCAGUCCAUGAAGGCAAACCUAGCAUCCGUGCACAGUGAGAAGGAGUACAGGUUUAUCCAGGAGUUAGUAAUUGCCACCACUGGCAAUUCCACCCUAUCUUGGAUCGGGGGUUCCGACUGCCAUCAGGUCGUUUGUGGUUACAUAACGUCGGACUGCAGAAACCCUAAACUGGGAUGAUACAGCCUGUUUCCACUUCCGAACAUCAAUCUGUGCCAGAAAUGUAUAAAAUAAAUCCAUAAUUGACUUACUAUGGAGUCAUUGGAUGAUUAAGAAAAGAAAAGUUUAUGUAUUUUUCUUUUAAAGGACUCUAAUAAAAUUCCUUGAGGAUUUUAGAUCUGAUAAAUGUUGCCUGAUUUCAAAUUUUUUUGUUAUAGCUUAAUGCUGCUCUGUGACUCAAAACAUUAGUUGUUUGGUAUUAUACUUAGUAGAAAAUGUUAAAAAUAGAAAUGACGGUUGUGCUCCUUUACCACAUGAACAUGUGUUGUAUUUUACAUUCUUCUUUAAGAAGACACUAAAUAAAAAACAUUUUUAUA